Molecule: messenger RNA, 6498 nt
Organism: Coregonus clupeaformis (lake whitefish)
Lineage: Eukaryota; Metazoa; Chordata; Actinopteri; Salmoniformes; Salmonidae
Product: palladin-like
Exons: 23
Coding region: 178-4611 (1477 amino acids)
Molecular function (GO): protein kinase activity
Source: RefSeq, a predicted model, not a curated record
UCUGGAGGCACCGCUCAAGUGGCCCUAGACCCGCUCACAGUGCUCCCACUCACUGCCCGACCAAGAAAAGCUACUCUGCUGGAAAGAGACGCUUCUGUCUUUCUCACACACAGAUAAUCUUAAGAGAAAACUGGAAACACUAGACUGGAACAAUACCUUUGGACAAAAACUUUAAGGAUGCAGGACGGGAGCUGGAAUCAGUCCCCCCCCUCUCUGCUUAUGAAGGAUGGGCGUGGGGUUCUAGAGGGAGACGGGGGGGUGUUCUCGGAGGCUUCGUCUGAUGGGGAUCUGUACCUGGACUCUAUGGCGGAGCUGGAUGCCGGUGACGGGGACUUUCCAGACCUUACUGCCUUUCUCAGCCAAGACGAGAUCAACCGCAGCCUGGACCUGGCCCGGGAGGCCUUCAGUGACGCAGAAGACCGGGUGGACCCUGUCUCCCCUAUUCCCAGAACCCAGGAGCCAGCUCUCCACUACCUCCCCUCCCUUGCCCCCUUCAACACCACAGAAUACCUGACCAAAAGCCCCAGCUUCCCCCAUCAGACUAAAGUCUCCUCCCUGGAUGACAGCCGCUCAGUCAAGGUCACCUCCAGCCAGAGUGUCCACCUCAGCAGGCCCAUACAGGCCACCUUUGAAGCCACGGCCUCACCUGAGAAGUUUGUCUGCCACAAGAACAUCACCCCAGUCUAUAAACAGGACAAGCCCCGGCUGGUCCAUGAGGGCUUGGAGCUGAAUGAACGGGCUGCCUCAGCCACAGAGUUCUGCAGCCGUGCCGCCACCUUCAUCGAGGAGCUGUCCUCCAUCUUUAAAGGCUCCACCCGGCUGGAGCAACAGGGGGAGGAAGAAUCCUCCUCUCCCGACAGCGGGUACCUGUCUCCUAAGACCCACCGGCCGCCCCCCCAGGGCUCUGCCUCUGUCCCUCCACAGCCUCUCAUCCAACAGGGGGCGGCACAGCAGGGCCAGCCAGGCCUGGGUACCCAGCCAGCAAGCAUGAUGGGUGUAACGGGAGUGACAGGUGUCCCUCCACUGAGUGUGACGGGGGUGCCAGUUGUCUCUGGUCUGAUGAGUGUGAAUGAGUUGAUGGGGGAGCAGCAGCACAGUGGAGCCCAGUUGAUGGGGGAGCAGCACAGUGGAGCUCAGCGUGUAGAUGGAGACCUGUCACUGCCACACUUCACCCAGAAGCUGAAGAGUCAAGAGGUGGCAGAGGGACACCCUAUCAGACUGGAGUGCAGGGUAGCAGGAAACCCUCAGCCGCUGGCCAGGUGGUUCUGUGAGGGGCGGGAGCUGCACAACUGUCCUGACAUCCAGAUCUGGAGGGAUGGUGACCUGCACACACUGGUGAUCGCUGAGGCUUUCGAGGAAGACACGGGACGCUACACCUGCGUUGCCUCCAACAGUCUCGGCGCUGAUAACACCUCGGCAGAGGUCUACAUCGAAGGUGCUUCAUCCUCAGACUCAGAAGGAGAAGGAUCUUUGUCAAAGUCCAGAUCAGGAGCCAUGCCUCAGGCCCAGAAGAAGACAACUUCAAUCUCCCUGUCCAUUCAUUCACCUUCACCUAAGAGCCCAGAGGUCGUACCUCACCGCUUCACCCUGGUCCAGCCCCUAUCUGCACCCCAACACCGGAUGCAGAAUCCAGUUUCUUCAGUAUAUGGAGGUGAUGGUCCUCUCACAGCGCCCCCUAUCUUCACCAAGCUCUUACAGGAUGUCCAGGCGUCAGAGGGUCAGGUGGUGGUGUUGGAGUGCAGGGUUCGAGGCAGUCCUCCUCUGCAGGUCCAGUGGUUCAGACAGGGACAGGUCAUCCAGGACUCUCCAGACUUCCGCAUCCUACAGAAAAAGCCACGGUCUGCAGCAGAGCCAGAGGAGAUAUGUACGCUGGUGAUAGCUGAGGCCUUCCCAGACGAUGGAGGUCAGUUCUGCUGCACUGCAACCAACCUUUACGGCUCCAUCAGCAGCAGUGCCCAACUCUCUGUUACUGGAGGGGCCUUCAACACACUCACAGCGGUGUACAACUCGGCCAGGAACUGUGUGGCAUCCAGGGAUGACUCUGUCUUCGAGGAUGCCCAGGCCUUCCCCCCACCCCCGCCCACAGAGAUCAGCCUAUUGGAGGUACCGCCCAAGACCCCACCCAGUGCCAGUGCAGAGGGUUUCCAUGUCAACGAGCUGGAGAUCUGGCCCAGUGUGUCAGCCCUGCCGCCCUCCCUCAUGUACCCCAACAUGGAGGGCCAGGACCGGCGGGCUAGCCCCCCUCAGCCCUCCUUCGGCCUGCCUCCACCAGAGCCCCAGCCAGACUUCCCAGGCCCAGCCAAGAUGUCUCCACCCUCGGUGAAGGAAGGCCCUCCGCUGCCCACCAAGCCCAAACUAGCGGAGGGUAUAGAGGAGGAGACAGAAACUGACAGGAACGCAGAACAGUUGAAGCAGCUGCAGGAUCAGAUUCUAUUGGAACAGCAAGAAGCAGCCAAUUGGAUCCAGCAGCAGGAGCAAGAGCAGGAAGUCCCACUUCCGCUGCAGCAGCCCCAGGAAGUGUCCUCUCCGCCCUCUCCUCCUCUUCCCCCUCCUCCCUCCUUCCAGGAGCUGGAGAGCAGCGCCAUGCAGACCAGCACCUUCAACUAUGCCCGGCCCAAGCAGUUCAUCGCUGCCCAGAGCCCCGGGGGGACAGGCCCUAUGGGGGGCUAUGUCACCCAGUCCUCUGGCUCCUCUGGAUCGAGCCUGCCCUCACCCCUCUCCCCACCCCCCUCACACAAACCCUUCACCAGGGUCACCCUGCCUCCCUUCACUAAGGGCAGCAGCAUCGGGUCUCAGUCCCCGUCCUCUCCUUCCUUCCCUCCUCCACCCCCUCCCUUCCUCAGCAGCAGCAUGUCCUCUCCAUCAGGCCCCGGCCAAGACUUCCCCCCACCCCCUCCUCCACCCAUCUCCUCGACUCCCCCCUUCUCCCCCAGCCACUCCAACAGCUCUUCCCCCUUCACCUCCAUGCCCCAAUCACCUGCUGGCUUCCUGGCCUCCGUCCUGCCAGCCACGCCCACUAGCCCAUCCGUCAACGCCCUGGGCCUGCCUAAAGGGAACGGGACUAUCAGUGCUUUUCCCCGGAAGCAGUCUAGAGGAACCCCACGCCUGGCCUCAGACUCUGACAUCCAGGGAACCAAGGAUGCUGUCAUUCAGGACCUGGAGAGGAAGCUACGAUUUAAGGAGGAGCGCAUGAGCAAUGGACAACAGAGGUUAACCUAUGAGGAGAAGAUGGCUCGCAGGCUGCUGGGGGCAGACAACGCUGCCACAGUGCUAAACACACAGCAGCAGGACGAGGAGCCAGUCACACAGGACUCCAGUUCAUCUGAUAUAGAAUCAGUCCCUCAAAAGGAGUACAAGGUGUCCAGCUUCGAGCAGCGCCUGAUCAGUGAGAUCGAGUUCCGUCUGGAGCGCUCUCCAGUGGAGGAGUCUGAUGAUGAUGUGCAGCAUGGUGAAGAUACUACAGGCCAGGGGGUGGUGCCAUUCUUCCACAGCAAGCUCAAACACUACAAGGUGUUUGAGGGCAUGCCCGUCACUUUCUCCUGCAAGGUCAUCGGAGACCCCAAGCCAAAGAUCUACUGGUUUAAGGAUGGGAAGCAGAUCUCUAAGAGGAGUGAACACUACAGGAUCAGCCGCGACGCUGACGGAACCUGCAACCUGCACACUGCCGCCACCUCAUUGGACGAUGACGGAAACUACACCAUCAUGGCUGGUAACCCUGAGGGGAGGGUGAGCUGUACUGGCAGGAUGAUGGUCCAGGCAGUGAACCAGAGAGGGAGGAGCCAGCGCUCUACACCUGGACAUAUUCGCAGACCUAGGUCUCGGUCCAGAGACAGUGGUGAUGAGAACGAGAACAUCCAGGAGCGUCACUUCCGCCCCCACUUCCUGCAGGCACCCGGUGAUCUCAUCGUUCAAGAGGGCAAGCUCUGCCGGAUGGACUGCAAGGUCAGUGGCUUGCCCACACCAGACCUGAUCUGGCAGUUGAAUGGUCAGACCAUCCGUCCUGACUCCGCCCACAAGAUGCUAGUGCGGGAGAAUGGCGUCCACUCAUUGGUCAUCGAGCCUGUGUCCAGCCGCGAUGCAGGCAUCUACACCUGCAUCGCUAGCAACCGCGCCGGACAGAACUCCUUCAACAUGGAACUCAUUGUCGCAGCCAAAGAGAUUCACAAGGCUCCUUCGUUCAUCGAGAAGCUACAGAACACUGCCGUUGCCGAGGGUAACCCUGUACGUCUGGAGUGCCGUGUGUCGGCUGUUCCCUACCCACAAAUCUUCUGGAAGAAAGAGAACGAGUCUUUCACUCACAACACAGACAGGAUCAGCAUGCACCAGGACAACUGUGGCUACCUGUGUAUGAUCAUCCAGCCGGCCAUGAAGGAGGAUGCUGGCUGGUACACCGUGUCGGCCAAAAAUGACGCUGGCAUCGUGUCCAGCACUGCACGACUCGACGUCCACACUCAGUGGCAGCAGCCCAACACUCCCAAGCCUAAGAAGGUGCGUCCGUCUACGAGUCGCUACGCAGCACUGACAGAGAGAGGACUGGACGUGAAGGCAGCCUUCUUCCCUGACUCCAGCCCCCUGCAGCCAGGAGGCCUGGUGGAGAGUGAUGACCUGUAGAGACCAGCGGGGUUCACACACCCCACUCAACCCCCUAAUGCCUUAAAACUGACCCCAGUGCUACAAGCCCCAGCCCCCGUUCUCCCCAGACAUAUAGGGGUAAAUGUAACCCCUUCCAUCCGAGGUGUUUUACGACAAUACCACAGAUACUAUUAUGGAAGAUGGAUGACGAACAAUGUGACACCCUAUAAUAUCUCAGUGUCAAUGAAACAUGGAUCCCAACUUAGGAUCAGAUGGUUCCAUUUUAUCAACCACAUAAGCAGAGGAAUCUACCCUGGGUGGCCAUUGAAGUUUGUUUGCAACUCUGUGGUCCAUUAAAAAAAUAUUGUUCACAAAUUUCUGAUAAUGGGUGGUGGAACUGAAGAAGUCUUGAAUGUUGGUAAAUUAGUCCUGAAAGUAACACUGCCAUAACCACACAAGGGGAUCACCUCUUAAGUGCCGAAGAUAUCUCACAUGAACUCUUUGUAAAAAUGAUAUUUGAAGGUUUAAAGUUAAAGUUGAAAGUAGCGUUAUUAUGCAUGUUACAAUGGCACCAUUUGUAAUGCUCUAUCUAAAUUGAUGCCUUACUUAUGAAAUACUCCCCCAACAAAGGCACCAAAUUGUAGGGGCAGAGAUAGGCUGAAAUGGGACAGACUUUGGACGCAAUGGAAAGGUAUGGUAAGUCCAACGCAUCGGAGCAGCACGUCAUGUUUCCCUGUACUGUUGAGAGAUGAAGGAGACCGCAAAACACAAAUGUUUUUCUUUUAUAUGUUAUCACAGCAUUGUCUUGGUAAUAUAGCGCAACAUGGAUAUCAACAGUGUCUGGUUUUAGUUAUUAAUAGCACAAUACCAUAGAUGUCAGCAUUGUCAGGUUCAACAUAUAGCACAAUUACCAUAGAGUUCAAAUGACCUUGAAAGUUCAAACUGUUUAGUGACUUUAGAUUAGUUGUGAAAAAGAGAAUGUUGGCUGAAUGACUCGGACACCGUUGAGAGCUCUCACUGUUACCAUGGUAACUUCAGUGAUUGAUUGAUUGAUAGAGAGGGCCAUGACUGGCUAGGAGGUACUGGUGUGUGAAGGUUGACUGUAACAGGGACAGGAUGAGGGGUUAUCCUAGGCCAGGAGGCCCAGAUUAUCUGUCUCAGCCCAGUGACAACAGUCACUUAAACGCUUGUGAACUGUGUGAUCCGUGAGUGGAAGUUGUCAAGGACAGAGAAAAGCAAGUUUUUUGGAAUAGAAUUCACUGUAGAUGACAAAGAUGUUAAAGAAGAAAUGGACUAUGUUGAUGAUGAUUAACAUUUUGUUUAUGACUGAUUCUGGAGAUCAUUUAUUUUCUUUGGUUUAUUUCUGAAGUUUAAAAUCACCAACACAGACGCGAGACAGUCCUAAUAAUGGCUUCAGUGGACAGAGCACACACACCACUGAUUGGCUGCUUUAUUUUUGUAUGAGAACUUUCCCAAGAAACUUGAUAUAAAUUAUAUUAGUGAUUUUGUUUCUCAAAUGUUCAAUGACAAAACAUAAUCCUGUCUGUAUUAAAAUAUAAUACUUUUUGAAACAAUAUAUAUUGCCUUAAAAGAUCACUUGGGCCUAUUUCAAUCACAAUAUCUGUCCAUGUUUUUAUGAGGCACUUAUACCAAAUGACUAUUAUUUUUGACAAUUAUAGCGAAGCUGUUAAGGGAAAAGAUAUGCAUAGAAUUGUAUUGAAAUAAGUAAUUAUAUAUUUUCUCUCACUACUGCGUUACCAAAUACGCAUCUUUUGCUGUAUCUGUUCAGAGCAUGUUUCAUCCUGCGAUUACUGUGAUCACUCACACAAACCUAUAGGACACCUUUUUGAUUUCUAUGCCUGUAUAUGGAAUGUUCUCCUGAUAUUAUGUUAGUUUAUGAAAGAUAAUAAAAAAUCUAAGUCUCUA